Hemicordylus capensis (graceful crag lizard) is the source of this 3740-nucleotide messenger RNA. It is a transcript of the gene MPL, whose product is annotated as MPL proto-oncogene, thrombopoietin receptor. Gene Ontology annotation, molecular function: protein binding; cytokine receptor activity. The record is from RefSeq and is a predicted model, not a curated record. Gene Ontology annotation, cellular component: external side of plasma membrane. The transcript is spliced from 12 exons. NCBI's taxonomy places the organism in Eukaryota, Metazoa, Chordata, Lepidosauria, Squamata, Cordylidae. Gene Ontology annotation, biological process: cytokine-mediated signaling pathway; immunoglobulin mediated immune response. Bases 118 to 2094 code for a protein of 658 amino acids.
CCUAAAGCUGAGCAGUCAAUAGUUUCUACUCUGAAGAAGUCGAGAUCGCUGGUCAUCCAGGUGUCCAACACUCUGUCAGCCUAGAGCACUAGCUCCCAUGAUGCAUGGCAGCCUGGCAUGGGCCUGAUCCUGGAUCCAUGCCCAAGUAGUAUGGCAGCCCACCAAUGCCCAGUGAGACCACUUCCCUUGCUUCCUGUUCUCCUGCUCACCUUCUUGCCUUCGAGGAACUCUGUCCUCAUCACAGAUGAAGAGGCUGCUUUAGUGGCAGAAGUACCCAAGGAAAUCUUCUGUUUUUCUCGAACCUUUAUGGAUCUCACGUGUUUCUGGAAUGAGUCAGCACAAGGAGACGGGGCCUAUCGUUUCUUCUACACAUACAAAGGAGACAGUAGCAGAGAAUGCACGCUGACCUCAGUGACACAGGGAGAUGGAGGCUGGUGCCACAUCUGCAUCUUUCCCAACGACCAUCUUGGCACCCGCCUCUUCAUAGAUCUCUACAUUGAGGUGGUGAACAUCACUAGCAAUCUCACCAUGUUCAACCGCAGUCUCUCAGUGGAAACCGUUGGCCUCAUUGCUCCACCAACUAAUAUAACGGCUAAGUGGCCCGGGCUGGCACGACAGUUGCAUGUGAUCUGGGUUCCUCCACCCAUCUACUUCCAGGACUUCUUGUUCUAUGAGGUUCUCUAUGGUGUUGAAGGCUCCACACAGCUCCCUUCCAGGAUUGAAGUGGGGAACAACCACUUGUGCCAUCUGAAGGGCCUGCUCCCUGGGCAGCGGUAUCGGAUCCAAGUGCGCACCAAGCCUGAUGGCAUUUCUUUCAGUGGCUUCUGGGGACCCUGGUCACCAGCAGUGUUAGCAGAGACACCUCAUCUUCCUGAGAAUAUUGGCCUCCAGUGCUUCACUCCUGAUCUGCGUCAACUGCACUGCCAAUGGGAAAUGGAGCCUGGUCCUUCUCACAGCCUAUUGCACUGGGCAGAAGACAACAGCAGCAGUGCAAGAACACAAGCCUGGCAUAAGUGUGAGGAGAAAGAAGAGAGAAGCGAGCCCCACCAUCACCCUCAUUCCCAUGUCUGCAUCUUCCAGCCUAGCAACUCUAGUUACAUCUCUGUCCUGCUGACUAUCACUGAGGGACAGCUUCAGCAGGAGGUCAGCUACUUCAAAGAGCCAUUUGAACUGCACCACGUGGUGUUCACUGCCCCACCAAUGAUCCUGCAAGCCACUGUGGAGAGAGGCGUACUAAAGCUGGAGUGGGCCACAUCCUUGGAGGAAUUAGCGGCACACAUGGUGUAUCAGAUACAGUAUGCAGAUAUGGAACAAAACACCCCAAAUUGGAAGGAUCUGCAGGUGCGGUACUCAACCAACACUGAGAUCCAUCACCUGGCUCCUGGGAGUCACUACUGCCUUCAGCUACGUGCCCAGCCAGAUGGGCAGAAGUUCCAAGGGAGAUGGAGUGCCUGGUCAGAAAUGGUGUGCAUUGAAGUCCCAGCUGGAGCAGGUUCAACCAUCUUGAAUGUGGCAGUUGCACUUUUGCUCUGUGCAGGACUUGUGUUGGGAGUUGGCUGCACCUGCUUUUCUAUGUACAGCAGUGUGAAACAAAUACUCUGGCCACCCAUCCCAGACUUUCACCAUGUCCUGGAUGGAUUCCUUGAGGACAACAAGAAGCAGCAACAGCAGGUGAAUGCUUUCUUCUGCAACAAAACUUUGGAGGACACACCUUUGACAUGCCUACUGGAAGUGCUGUCUGAGCGCCCCCUGGAAACAACAGGCUAUGGCCCCUUCCCCAGUGUUGUGGCAGCGGAGCAGGCAAAAUGGGACAGCCAGUCUUCUUCCCAUCAGUUGUACAUGGCAAGUAGCAAUCAAGGGAGCCAUCAGGAAAACGAGUAUUUUGACAGUGCAGGUGAUGGGUAUGACACCCUCCCCAUGUCCUUGGAACAUGGUUCAAUCACAGUUGCAGAGAGUCAACUUUGUUCAGUUACCUCGCUCAACACACCACUUUUCGCUCCAGAGACAAAAGAGGGAAGAAACUGGGAAGCUUCUGGAGAGCCAUCCACGUCCCCCACACACAUCUCAAACCAGUCUUAUCUGCUAAUGGGCUGACUGGGCACGCCCACUAGAGGGCAGCAGCAAGAGAGACAAUCAGUCUCAUGGAUGUUUGCCGUAUUAAUAGGAAUUCUGCAUUAUAUGGGAGAUAUUUUACUAUCAAGUCCUGCACCUUUGAGUUUGUUUUCCAUGCACCAACUGCCCUUAGGAGCUAAUAGCACCAGGCUGGGAGAUGGAAUGAAGAGGAAUUUCUAGCAGCCAUGCCUUGGUAAAGUAAAGUGUGCCGUCAAGUCGAUUUCGACUCCUGGCAUCCACAGAGCCCUGUGGUUUUCUUUGGUAGAAUACAGGAGGGGUUUACCAUUGCCUCCUCCCGCGAAGUAUGAUACGGUGCCUUUCAGCAUCUUCCUAUAUCGCUGCUUCCCAAUAUAGUACCAGCGGGGAUUCAAACCAGCAACCUUCUGCUUGUUAGUCAAGCAUUUCCCCGCUGCACCCCUUAAGAUGACUAUUAAUCAAGGCCUAUUACAGAUGCUCAAAUACAAUGUAGUCUCUGAGAAGCUGUAAUGUACUGACUUAUGCCUAUCAUGCUUACAAAGUGCAAGUUGUAAGUGAGAAUACUAAGUUUCAAUAUAGACAGCAUUCCAUAUUAAGAUCACAUAUCUCUCAUUGCCAUCUUUGACCGCAUUUUACAUCUCACUAACCACAAUUGCAUCAAGCAGCUGAAGACUCACUGUAAUCAAUUGCAUCACUGCUGGCUGUGAAUGCAUAGCUGUGUAGAAACAGGUUAUUGGGGAAGGGUGCUGUGGAAGUGCAUUGAAUACGACAAAUAUUUUAUAAAUAGUUAUAUACCGUUUGUCAACAAAAGUUCCCAAGGUGGUUUACAUAUAUAUAUAUAAAUAAAUAAAAUGGCUCCCUGUCCCCAAAGGGCUCAUAAUCUUUAAAAAAUGAACAAAAAACAUAAGAUAGACAUGUGCUAGGGAUAGAUAGGUCCAGUUGUUCUCCCCUAAAUAAAUAAAUAAAUAAAUAAAUCUCUUUCUAAAUAAAGAGAAUUACCACUUUUAAAAGGUGCCUCUUUUUCAUCAACUGCAUUCAUUCAAAUAAUCAAUUUUCUUUCAAGGAUCAAGCUCAUGAAAAACCAAGUUCUGUGAAAGUUUGAAGCACUGACUGACUGGCAUCUGUGAUGCCACAGAUGCUUCCUCCCAUCCAAGACUGAGUUUACAACUCUUUAAACAUAAGAUGACAUAUUAAUGUUUAAAUUCAGAAAUAUAUAUGUAGUGUUUGCAAUGGAUGAGGGAAAAGAGUGAUGACUGAGUCUGUGUGGAAAUUGCUGGUAUGUCUUUUACAUAGUGAAAGCAGGAGUAGGCCAUGGGGUAGGGGUGGGCACAGAAAUUGCUAUUAGGUUGCAUUUGGUACAUUCAACCUUUAUUUCAGUUAGUAGCUCCUGAUCUAGAAGCCAGAGAGGAAAUAGGAGAUGGUGCUGUGCAGAACGUAAUGCUCACUCUCUACCCACAGCUGUAAUAUCCUGGGGUCAGGGAAAGUGAAGAAAAUUUAAGCCCAGGCAAUGCAGACCAAUGAUGUCCAAGAUGUUGCCUUUGACUUCCAUUUUUAGAUCAACUGUGAUGCCAGACAUGAAUUAGAAGAAUGCAAAGUAUAUCCAGUGUAUACUCAAAAUGACAAAUCUUUACAAUAGACUUAUCCCAGGAAUA